UCACCUGACGCACGCUGAGGAUACGCGCUGCUAAACUGUCGAAAAAUGAAGAGAAAUCACGAUUUCAGCUCGUCGGACAGUGAGCUCGAUGAGAAUAUCGAAGUGGAGAAGGAGAGUGCGGAUGAAAAUGCCGGUGCGAAUUCUCCACUCGGGUCAAUGUCUCCAUCCACAACCUCUCAAGUACAAGCAAGAAAACGUCGCAGAGGGAUCAUCGAGAAGCGCCGGAGGGACCGGAUAAAUAACAGUUUAUCUGAGCUGCGCAGGCUGGUGCCCAGCGCCUUUGAGAAACAGGGCUCAGCUAAACUAGAAAAAGCAGAAAUUCUGCAGAUGACCGUAGAUCAUUUAAAGAUGCUUCAUGCUGCAGGAGGAAAAGGUUACUUUGAUGCUCACGCUCUGGCCAUGGAUUACCGAGGACUGGGUUUCCGCGAAUGUCUAGCAGAGACUGCACGUUACCUCAGUAUCAUCGAGGGCCUGGACAACACAGAUCCCCUCCGCAUCCGUCUGGUUUCACAUCUCAAUAGCUACGCCUCUCAGAGAGAAGCUCACUCGGGUUUGGGCCACUUGGCAUGGGGUUCUGCAUUUGGAACGCCUCCCAGUCACCUGGCCCACCACCUCCUCCUGCAACAGCAGCAGCAGCAGGGGGCGCCACUGGCGCGCAGUACCAGCAGUCCUCCAUCCUCAAACUCAUCAUCGCCCUCCUCCUCGUCUCCUUCCGCCCCGUCAACAGAGCCCAGGUUGAGCGGGACGGUGAUCAGUGAGGCAGGGCAGACGGGACCGCUAAGGGUGCCACCCAGUACCUCCCUUCCCCCAGGCCUCACUCCACCUACUGCAUCUAAGCUUUCUCCGCCCCUCCUGACGUCACUUUCAAGCCUGUCAGCGUUUCCCUUCCCACUGAGUGCUUUUCCUCUGCUGUCCCCAAGCUCACUGGGCCCCGCAACGCCCUCCAGCAGCCUAGGGAAGCCCUACAGGCCCUGGAGCAUGGAAAUAGGGGCCUUCUGAACUCAACACGAACGCUUUUAGAAAUGACUUCUUUCUGUAACAUCAGACUAUUUUGAACAGAUGCACAGAAACAGACUUGUACAAAGGGAAGACACGAAUACAGAUCCACUCUACUAACCAGAACGACUGUGCUUGUCCCAUCUCAGCAGGUGAUGAGUUUUGGAAAUGGUCCAAUUUUCACCCAACUGAUUUAGUCCUUUUGUCCCUCAGGGUACACUGUAAAAAAUAUCUUCCAUAUUUUGUGAUUCAUGUUUUUAUUUUGAAGUUUUCCCCUUUUAUUUAUGUUUUUGAAUUACAUUAUGGGACCUUGAAUGUUCUUCUAACAGCUUUUAACCUUGAAAUUUUAGAAAAAGUGACUUUUUAAAAUAUUUUAAUACUUUAAAGUGAUAAAUUGUCUGGGUUGAUGUUGUAUAUUACGGUACAAAACCCUUGUAAUAAGCUGCCAGUACAUGUUCUGUUAUUUUACAGACUUAUUUCUCUAUAUAUUAUUUCUUAUAUGCUGUAAAACCCAAAAAGUCAAGGUAACUCAAACCAUUUAAGAAACCGAUUGCGACAAACUAUUUAAGUUUAAAAACUAAUGCAGAUGAGUACUGUGAACUUAAUCCAUUUGAGUAAACAAAGCAGUUUGAGCACAGUAAAACCCAAUAAAUGAAGAGAACUAAAACGCUCAAAAUGCUACAAACCUUUUAAAAAACUUAUUCCAUUUAAAUUGAAGUAAUGAGGUAUUUAAUUAACUCAUUAGCUCCAACACUGAGUUCAAAUGAGUAGAAUGAACUCUCAGUCAAUUUUGAGUUAACUACACUCGUUUCACUUGCUAAAGUGACUGUUGGGUUUUACAGUGUAAAUUUAUUUUUUCAAACUCCUAAAAUGUCAAUAAAAGUCACUUUGUUAAACUGUAAAGCUGAAUUUUUAACAUCAAAAGUCGCCAGAGCAGAGAUCAAGGUCCCAUAAUGCACAACCGUAAAUAAACUGAAAACUGAAUCACAAAAUACAGAAACUGUUAAUUAACAAAUAGUUUUUACAGUGUACGUUUACUCGACAGUGAUGUACUAAAAAUUGUGAUUUAUUUUUUAAAAUUUGGCAUACUGAAAACAGUGUUGUCAAAAUGAUUCCCUUUCAUGUGGAUCUGCAAAAACAACUAAAAACGGCGCAUUGUACAGUACAUGCCAGGCCAGUAGUUGGCGAUGUCGCUUUGUAAAUAAACACUACGCGACUGCGCACAUUUUUGAUUGUUUGCAUUUUCACGCCCCUAAAACACUGCUGUCGUGUAAAGUGAACUUAACACUUGUUUUAAACCUUCCAAAAUGCAAUAACCCUUCAGUUUUUGGUUGAAAACAGUGUCCUGUAAGCACACCCUCAGUGGAGAAAUUAUACAAAAUGUCACAUUUUGAAUACUGCGCCCUCUAGAGGUCCCAUCUAUGAUUUGUUCAUAAAAAACCAUAAUAAACAGAAAGUUAUUCCUUUUGAAGGGUACAUACUUCUAUUGUGGCGGUUCAUUCCGCUGUGAUGACCCCUGAAAAAUGAGAGGCUAAGCAGAAGGAAAAUGAUUGAAUAAAUACUUGUAUGGUUAAAGACAAAUGUGAGCACUAGAGGGCGCAGUAUAUAAAAUGAGAACCAGGCAGAGAGAGAGAGGUCAUUUGAAGCCAAAUGCAUCACUGAAUUGAUGUUAAACUCAAACCAGAUGCUCAUUUUAUAACAAUAAAGAUAGUUCAGGAACAAUUAGUCCACAUGCAACAAAAAUUAGCCUCUUAACUCCGGGAAUUACUUUGAAUGUUUAGAAAUAUGUUGGAAAAACCUAUGCAAUGACAUUGAUGUUUUGGAAAUUUCCCUUCACAAAAAUAUGUGAAAUCUAUGCAACCUAUGUAUUCCUCAGCUGAACUCGAUGAGUACUUUAUUUUUAUAAAGAUUAUACGUCCAGUGACCUGCAGUGUGUUUUUUUUUUUAGAUGUAAUGAAUUUGCUGUUUGCAGAAAUGGAUCUUUAUCGAGACAAUCUAGAUAGACAAUCUCUCAGAGCUGCUCUAAUUUAAUUGUAGCGAAGGCACUAUUAGGUUUGUUAAUAGAGAAAAUGUGCAUAUGUUUGCCCUUUAUGCUCAAAUCAUCUCUCUCUCUCUCUUACAGUUAUCUGUACUUGAGGAGUGUUUUGGAAAACCAGUUUUUUUAUGGCAAUAGGGAUUUUACACUGGCAAAUCAGAUAAGAUUAGGUGAAUAGAUAGUACUGGAAGAGAUGAUGUGGUACUGUGCCUGUCCCUCACUAACCUGUGUGACUUUCCUGUAAUAAAAUAUGUGUAGCUAACAACUCUG
Danio rerio (zebrafish) is the source of this 3301-nucleotide messenger RNA. RefSeq names its product hes-related family bHLH transcription factor with YRPW motif 1 (gene hey1). Gene Ontology annotation, cellular component: nucleus. Gene Ontology annotation, biological process: regulation of DNA-templated transcription; DNA-templated transcription; developmental process. Gene Ontology annotation, molecular function: DNA binding; protein dimerization activity. The record is from RefSeq and is marked validated. NCBI's taxonomy places the organism in Eukaryota, Metazoa, Chordata, Actinopteri, Cypriniformes, Danionidae.